Molecule: messenger RNA, 1077 nt
Organism: Trypanosoma cruzi
Lineage: Eukaryota; Euglenozoa; Kinetoplastea; Trypanosomatida; Trypanosomatidae
Product: retrotransposon hot spot (RHS) protein, putative
Exons: 1
Coding region: 1-1077 (358 amino acids)
Source: RefSeq, a predicted model, not a curated record
AUGCCUGGGAGGUCCGAGACAGUGCACGGUGGCAAUGGGGAGGGUCCCGCGCCCACUGUGCCGCAAGGAAAUUGUCGGAGGAGAGCGAGGCCGGUGCUUGAGGGUGGCACAGAUCAACUCGCUGCGACUCGCAGAAGAAUGGAGGAAGCGCGGCAACCACAGUGGACUCUUGACAGUCGUGUGGAAGAUGUGCCGCUGGAGGCAAUGGCUCGCAGCACCAACAUGAAGCUGAGUGAUUUUCUUUGGCAGAAUCUUGGCGGCAGGGGCGUUGUGGACACGAAUAGGAAUGUUUUGCUGAGGGAGUUCUUAAAGGACCCCACGAGGUAUAUCCGUGUUGAAGGAGUAUUGGACGAGAUACACGCAUCAUCUCAUUACGAGAGGGUCAGGAAUGAUCUAGGGAAUAAAGUGGUUUUUGAUGAAGAUGUACGCAAGCUUGAAGAGAAUGGUGUAAAUACCCUAAUCGACUGGCUAGAAGCUGCUGCGGAGGUAAAAGCAAGUGUUCGUGACAUCACUAAACAUUUUUUGAAUGCAUUCCUUGAAGGCGUGAGGAACUCAAUGAGGAUGAGUGCAUCGAAUAAACUGGAGGGAUGCUACGAGUCUGUGUACAAUGUGAGGUGGCAUCAUGUCGUGGAAGUUCCUGGCGGCGAGGGGACGGUAAUGGAGGUGAAGGAGGGUGAAACCACCGCAGUCAUGGACUUACAAUGCAGUUGGCGAAACUCUCGAAAGGAUAACGGUGUGGAGGAACCCGGUGCAGCGCGUCCCAGGCUGAUGGUGCUCACCUCGGAGAAGGGAUGGCCGUACUCGUGGAAUCGGAAGGGGGCAGAAUUCACUCGUGACUGCUACGUGAACUGUCAGGUGGAGCGAGUGUGGCAGACCGUCAAGGACGAACUAACCAAGUGGUUCAGCAACUCUGACUUGACUCUCAAUUCUUCACCUUUGCCGCGUCUGUUGAUUGGGACGCCCGGAUUGGGAAUUCGAUGGCUGCCGGUUCGUACCUCCUCUACCAGCUGCUGCACUGCGAUGCGGAGAAAAUCCAGGUGGCUGCGUAUAAUGAAGAAAAAGACGAUUUCUCCAUGA